GCUGGGGCGCGGCCACCAAUGGAGCAGCUGUGGCCGUGGCUGACGGCGGCGCUGCUGCUGCUGCUGCUGCUGGUGCAGCUGAGCCGCGCCGCCAGGUUCUACGCCAAGGUCGGCCUGUACUGUUUGCUCUGCAUGUUCAUGUCCGCCGUGGCCUCGGUCGUCUGUCUGCUGCGCCACGGCGGCCGGACGGUGGACAACAUGAGCAUCAUCAGCUGGUUUGUGCGUUCCUUCAAGUACGUGUAUGGCCUCCACUUUGAGGUCAAGGGCCGCCGGAAGCUAGAGGUGAACAGCCCCUGUGUCAUCAUCUCCAAUCACCAGAGCAUCCUGGACAUGAUGGGCCUCAUGGAGAUCCUCCCCAAGCGCUGCGUACAGAUUGCCAAGCGCGAGCUGAUGUUUCUGGGGCCCGUGGGUCUCAUCAUGUACCUGGGGGGCGUCUUCUUCAUCAACCGCCAGCGCUCCAGAACCGCCAUGUCUGUGAUGGCCGACGUGGGCAAACACAUGGUCAGGGACAAUGUCAAAGUGUGGAUCUACCCCGAGGGCACACGCAACGACAAUGGAGACCUGCUGCCCUUUAAGAAAGGAGCUUUCUACCUGGCUAUCCAGGCCCAGGUUCCCAUCAUUCCAGUGGUGUACUCCUCCUUCUCCUCCUUCUACAACGUCAAGACGAAGCUCUUCACCUCGGGAACAAUCAAGGUAGAGGUGCUAGACGCAGUCCCUACCACUGGCCUCACCAAUGACGACGUCACCGAGCUCAUGGACACCUGUCAGAAGGCCAUGAGAAGCACCUUCUUGGAAAUAUCCAGGACACCCCAGGAGAACGGAGCCCCGGAAGAGCCUGGAUACCAGCCAGCCCAGUAACUCGGGCCCCACAGAGCGGAGGAGUGGGGGAGGGCGAGCAGGCAGGAGGGCGGAGGCUGGAGGAUGGACAUAAAGAAGCCCGCACCAAACCCAGUUCUCAUUCUGGCCUUGAAGCAGUAGUUCCUUCUGACACAGCCUCAGACCGAGGCCCCCACAUGAUUCCUUGACCUGACACCAUGCGUGGUCACUCAGUGGGUACACUGAGUCACGAGACCUGGAGAUGCCCAAAAGUAGGCAGGAGUGGCCAGAGCUGAGGUCCUACGUCCCCUGAAACAGCUGCUGAAAGCCCACAGGGUGCAGAAUCAGGAUAGAGACCAGGCCAUGGCCUGCAUCAGGCCUUCAAGGAGAAGGGCCCGGCCAGGCUCCCAUUAUCAGGAUGCCUGGGCCACCUAGCACCAGGAGGACAGACUGUGAGUUACAAGUCACUGCUGUACUCGGUUCGUUCUUUUUUUUU
Jaculus jaculus (lesser Egyptian jerboa) is the source of this 1312-nucleotide messenger RNA. RefSeq names its product 1-acylglycerol-3-phosphate O-acyltransferase 2 (gene Agpat2). Gene Ontology annotation, molecular function: 1-acylglycerol-3-phosphate O-acyltransferase activity. The record is from RefSeq and is a predicted model, not a curated record. Gene Ontology annotation, biological process: phosphatidic acid biosynthetic process. Bases 19 to 858 code for a protein of 279 amino acids. NCBI's taxonomy places the organism in Eukaryota, Metazoa, Chordata, Mammalia, Rodentia, Dipodidae. Gene Ontology annotation, cellular component: membrane; endoplasmic reticulum. The transcript is spliced from 6 exons.